UUACUCCGAUACAUAUACAUCGUUUUAUAUAAACUAUGUACAACGAUUUCUGGAUACUCUUCGUAAAAUAGCAGCUGUGACUGGCGUGUGAUAUCAGGUAACACCUUAUAAGGGCUAUAAAAGCUUGCAUCAGUAGGAGGAGUUCUCAAAGUAAGCCCAUUACUCCGAUUGAGAUGAAGUGCCUCCUGGUGACGAUAGCCUGUUUGAUCACUUGCUCCAGUGUGGGUGCCCUUGUGCACUAUAUGAAACUGGAAAAAGGAAAGAACGGAUGCAAAUCUCCCAAGGGUGCAGAGAUGGCAGUGGGUGAUGUGGAGCAGGAUGAAAAGACUUGUGGAGCGCUUACUUGUCAAAAUACAGAAGGAGAUGCAUUUAUCCACUACUGUCAGAUACCUGCCACUUUUGCAGAAUGUGUGGAGACUGCUGUUCUGACGAACGUUGACUUUCCACAAUGCUGUUGGACCUGUGCCGCUUGGACGAACUGCGAUGGAGGAGGAGCUGGAGCAGGGGGUGCGGCUCCUCCUGCCGCUGGAGCAGCUGGAGAUGCUCCGGCGGAUGGUGCUGCACCACCUCCUGCUGCAAGAACCCAUGAAAGAAAUUCUAAGUACCAGGCAACUACAACCGAUACUACGGAAAGUGAAAGGCCACGCAACAGAGGCAAAUGGGGUUCCAAGAGGAGCACUACCACCACAUCCGAUGAAUCCGAGUUUCCCGAAGGAGUCAAUAUAAGGUUUGGCGGUGGAACACCGAUCUCCAAGUUUGGCGAAGACAGCAUUUAAGCUUAGAUGCCAGGAUAUGUAUUGAGAAGGAUCCCUAGUUAUUAAUUUAAUGCUCGAUUCCGAUCAUAAAUAAAUGACACGGCAAUGUGGACAUCAUUUGUCUCCUCGCAAAAGUGACCCACAUAUAGAGGAACGUCAGAUCGGGAGUGAUACAUAUCUUUGCCGGCAUAUCUCCAAGUUUGGCGAAGACAGCAUUUAAGCUUAGAUGCCAGGAUAUGUAUUGAGAAGGAUCCCUAGUUAUUAAUUUAAUGCUCGAUUCCGAUCAUAAAUAAAUGACACGGCAAUGUGGACAUCAUUUGUCUCCUCGCAAAA
Messenger RNA from Drosophila sechellia, 1088 nucleotides. RefSeq lists its product as uncharacterized. The transcript has 3 exons. Bases 174 to 776 code for a protein of 200 amino acids. The record is from RefSeq and is a predicted model, not a curated record. Lineage: Eukaryota; Metazoa; Arthropoda; Insecta; Diptera; Drosophilidae.